Brassica napus (rape) is the source of this 1799-nucleotide messenger RNA. RefSeq names its product pseudouridylate synthase 1 homolog. The record is from RefSeq and is a predicted model, not a curated record. Gene Ontology annotation, molecular function: RNA binding; pseudouridine synthase activity. The transcript has 2 exons. Gene Ontology annotation, cellular component: nucleus. NCBI's taxonomy places the organism in Eukaryota, Viridiplantae, Streptophyta, Magnoliopsida, Brassicales, Brassicaceae. Gene Ontology annotation, biological process: tRNA pseudouridine synthesis; mRNA pseudouridine synthesis. The coding region runs from base 77 to 1633 and encodes 518 amino acids.
UAGUUCUAGGGUUCUACGAGGGAACAUCACAAAACUUUUAAUUUGUAGCAAAGAAGAAAAGCUCUUCGUGCUGAAAAUGGAGAAUCAGGAGCCCAAAAUCGAGGAAUCGCUUCAAGACGAGGCUCCUGAUCAGGAACCUGAGCAGAAGAAGCUCAAGAUCUCUACCGAAGGCGAUGAACCAGCUUUGUCGGCUGCCGUAUCCGGCAAAAGCGGCGGCGCUGAGCGUAGACCGCCGAAAUACAAACGCCGGAAAGUCGCCAUCGUGUUUGCGUUCUGCGGGGUAGGGUACCAGGGAAUGCAGAAGAACCCCGGCGCGAAAACCAUCGAAGGCGAGCUCGAGGAGGCUCUGUUCCACGCCGGCGCCGUACCCGAAGCCGAUCGGAACAAGCCACGACAGUACGAGUGGGCUCGAUCGGCUCGAACCGAUAAGGGAGUGAGCGCGGUGGGACAGGUCGUCUCCGGUCGCUUCUACGUCGACCCGCCUGGGUUCGUUGAGCGGCUCAACUCGAAUCUCCCCGAUCAGAUUCGUGUGUUUGGGUUCAAGCGCGUCGCGCCGUCGUUUAGCUCGAAGAAGUUCUGCGAUCGGAGGAGGUAUGUGUAUCUGAUUCCAGUGUUCGCUCUUGAUCCGUGCUCGCAUAGUGAAGCUGAGAUGGCUAGAUCGGAUUCGGGAUACGAGUAUGUGAAGUGUGUUGAGUGUUGUGAGAAAGGGUAUAAGAUCCCACUUGGUGUUUUGGGCAAAGAAAGUGUCGAUGAUGAGACUAAAUCAUCAGAGGUUCAGUCAGACAUUUCGUCGAACAACUGUGGUGCAUUAAAGGUUGAGACUAACGGAGAGAAAACUCCAAACCCAGAAUCUAAGGAAGAGAUGACGAAGAGUGAAGGCAAGUUUUGUUAUGGAGAGAAGGAGAAGGAGAGGUUUAACAGAAUCCUGAGCUAUUACGUUGGUUCACAUAACUUCCACAACUUCACCACUAGAACGAAAGCAGCAGACCCAGCUGCGAACCGUUACAUUCUCUCCUUCAAUGCGAACACAGUGAUUACUCUCGACGGGAAAGACUUUGUGAAGUGUGAGGUUGUGGGACAGAGCUUCAUGCUUCAUCAGAUCCGGAAAAUGAUUGGACUUGCUGUUGCUGUCAUGAGGAACUAUGCACCUGAAUCAGUGAUUCAAACCGCUUUCAAGAAGGAUGUGAGGAUAGUUGUACCGAUGGCGCCAGAAGUUGGACUAUACCUUGAUGAAUGCUUCUUCACAUCUUAUAACAAAAGGUUUAAAGUCAGUCACGAGGAGGUGUCAAUGGAAGAGUACAAGGAAGUAGCUGAAGAAUUCAAAUGGAAGCAUGUUUACUCUCAUAUUGGCUCAGCAGAAGAUAAAGAUGGAAUUGUGGCGAUUUGGUUGCAUUCAUUGAACGAAAGAAACUAUCCAGACCUACGUGUUGCUGAACACAAACCAGAUGAAGUCAUUGUCUAUAAGAAGAUUGAUGCAGCCUCUGAAGAAAUGAUCAAUGAAGAGGAAGCUGCUGUGAAAGAGAACGCUAAUGGCGCUGGUGAGCUACUCGUUGGCAGUAAGGUAAAUGAUGAAACCUCUGAAGAAAAGAAUAUGGAAGAAGGGUCAAGGGUGGAAGAGAAGGCGACCGAGUGAAGCCGCUUUUGCCUACUGCGGAUCACUGGAUUCGCUCCGCAGCAGGUCCAUACCGGUCUAGUGAGUAUGCCUCGUUUGUUUUAGAAUUUGACAUUGUUUCUGUGACCUUGAGUUAUGUUUUUCAUUUGACUAGCUACGGUGGAAACAUGCUUGGCCCCUUUUUGUU